Molecule: messenger RNA, 3539 nt
Organism: Folsomia candida
Lineage: Eukaryota; Metazoa; Arthropoda; Collembola; Entomobryomorpha; Isotomidae
Product: SET domain-containing protein SmydA-8
Exons: 7
Coding region: 1047-3095 (682 amino acids)
Molecular function (GO): protein binding
Source: RefSeq, a predicted model, not a curated record
UUUAUUCAAAAUAGGUAGUAGAAAGUUUUUCUACUUUAUUUAUGUAUACAUUUAUUAUGAGUCCCGAACUAUUUAUAGAUAUUAGAAUAAAUAAAGCACUAAUUUGACUACGCAUGUAUUUUACCAUGUAUAAAAAAUGUAAUUGCAAAUCAUGUAGUGGACACUGCCUUCUAAUCUAAAGUAUCAGUUUUAUACCAAAAUUUGUUAAUACUUUGCACACAAACAAAUAGUAUUUAAUAUCUUAAUUUUUGAAUAAUAAUGAUUAGAAUAAUUUGUAUUAGACUAAUUGUAAAAGUUUUUUGGGAUGUGAUCGAAUCGACUAAUUAGAAAAAAACCUGAGCUUUUGUAUACAAAUUCAUAAAGUUUGUUAACUUUAACAAUUAUAAGAACAUAUUUAGGACGUGUAGUAUUCUGUACUUCAUAAAAAGCAAGCAAAUUUUACAUGUUAUGCAGUAAUUAUUGGAAUAAUAAAAAUAAUAAAAGUUGUUAUAAGAUUUCUUGUCAAUAUUAUGAUCCAGACUCUUCUCUGCUUAAAAUCCGGGUUGUUGGUAGACAACUCUAAAAAUAGAAAACCAUGCUUUGCAUACAACCAAAACUAUAACAUUAAAGAGAGCGUUGCACUUAUUCGUCGUGUGCGUAAAAAAACUUUCGAGCAUUUUCCCGUUCGGAAAACCGGCUAGUUUUGAAUUAGGAAUGAGAGCAUGUUCAAAAACACAUAUUUAUUUUGAUCAUCUCAGUUUUUCGUUACGGUUACAGCCUCCUCAAGGCUGUUGACUAAAAGGAGAGGAUCAAAUAGGAAAUCUAAUUUCCUCAUCAUAAUCGAAUCUUGUCAAUAAAUAGUCGAAUCGUAGCAAAUAAAAGAUAAUAAGAAGUUGGUGACAGGGAGGAAGUGCCCACAGCGCCCGGAAAGUGACCACUACUCGGACUUGAGAAAGUCAACAACUACUUGCAGCCAUCCCUCGAGUCUGGACGUGGACAAUAUUGCUGGCAACAAGUCGGAGAAACCCUGCUGUACACGCGAACGAAGAAAGCAGCAGCAAAUAAUAAUGGGGAAAGCAUCCAAGGCAAAAACCGCAGCAGCAGCGAAGAACGUGACAAAGCCGGCUUCUGAAAAGAAAGAGAAUCCAGAAAGUGAUUCCAUUUCAAUUUCAAAGGACGACUCGAACAAGAACAACUUCAAAUGUGGUGUUCACGAUUGUCCCGUCCCCGCCGUGUCGAGAUGCGGCGGCUGCCAGAAAGUCGGCUAUUGUUCGAAAGAGCAUCAAAAGUUGCACUGGAAGGAUCACAAGGGGGACUGUUGUGGGUGGAAGGUGUCGGAAAAUAAGCGGCUGGGUCGAUUCCUCAUCGCCGUGAGGGAUGUCAAGCCGGGAGAAAUUAUUAUGCAAGAAAAACCUCUGAUUAUCACCCCUCCGAAAAUCACCCUUCCGGUCUGUCUCGGUUGUUACAGUGAAUUCAAGCCGGAUGGAGUGGUGACGGAUGACGGUAAAGGCGUCAAACCGCACGCUUGCCAGAAUGGAUGCGGCUUUCCCAUGUGCAAAUCUCCACUUUGUUGCAACUCCCAGGAUCAUAAGGCCGAGUGCGCCUUGGCCAAAUCGAGGGGAAAGGUUACGAUUAAAUAUGCCGACGGUGAACAUCCGCUCUAUCAACUGAUCGGAAUCUUGCGAGCGCUCGGACUCAAAGAUAAGAAUCCUGACGUCUUCGAGAAACUGGUGAAUCUCGAAGCAAAUGUGGAAAAACGGGAGGAAUUCGUUAAAGCCAUGGAGGCCGAGGAAGGUGGUGGCGGGGGACCUGGUGGCAGUUCCACGAGUAACAGCACCGAACUCAAGCCGGCAGCAGGUGUGAAGCUAAUUCAUGAUUUCUUCCAAAGAACGGACGUAACGGAGGAAUGGAUUGUCAAACUUAUCGGAAUAAUUGAGACGAACGGGCACGAAAUUCCCAUCCCGGAUCUCGAUGGGCAUAUCAACAGGCGAGUUAUUGGUGUGUACCAUAACUCUUCCUAUCUGGAGCAUAAUUGUCGUCCAAACUGUGUCAAAACGUGGGAUUUGAGCACUAAAGAAAUUGUGAUUCGAGCCAGUACACCCAUCAAGAAGGGAGAUCAUCUUUCAAUCAGCUAUGUGGACCCUUUAUGGGGCACCGCCGAUCGACUAUCUCUCCUCCGAAUGACGAAAUUCUUCACGUGCCACUGUGACCGGUGCAAGGAUCCGACCGAGCUCGGAUGUCACGUCAGCUCGCUCCGGUGUCAACACUUGAAAUGUAUGAAUAUCCCGACCUCCGAAAAACGUGGCCUGGUCGCUCCACUCGAUCCCUUCAAACCGGACGGAGAUUGGAAAUGUUUGACGUGCAAGGAAGACUACAACGUCGCCUAUGUCAACUCUCUGAUCCAGAAAGCUGGUCAAGAGAUGGACCAACUUCACGACAAAAUCGGCGACAUCGCGGCCAAGGAAGACUUUGUGAAACAAUUUUCGAAAACCUUGUCGCCCAAUCACUUUUACUUGUUGGAGGUGAAAGUAGAGCUGGCCCAGCUUUACGGACGGACGAGUGAGGAGCCGUUGCAUAUGAUGAGUCCGAAAAAUCUCGUGAGGAAGAUUAACCUCUGUGAAGAACUUUUGGUCACGCUCAACAUAAUUUAUCCAGGCUACAAUAGGUUGAGAGCUUUGAUCAUUUAUGAACUCCAAGCCGCAGUCUUCAUGCUUUCACAACUUCGCCGCAGUUGUGGAGAUAUUUCAUUGGAAACGCAUUUGGAAGAGUUGAUGCAAUGCGGUAAGUGGAUGACUGAAGUGAUAAAAGUGCUCGGAUGGGAAAGCCAGCAUUCGAUCGAGCGAAAAAGGGCAGCUGGGGCCGAGAGAGACUUGGACAAUUUGAGAAAGGCUGUACUUUCACUGCAGAAUUUGCCUGAACCUACGGCUACCUUAUCAGUCGAUAAGGUAGCUGCUGCUGGAUCCAGGAAUGAAAAUGCAAAACCACCUUCCAGCCCGAAGAAAGGAGGAGAAAAGGAGUUAUCAUCACUUGAUAAGGAUCUGGAGAAGGAUAUUCUCGAAAUUGAAAGAUCCCAUCUCACUGCGGAUGAUGAUUCGUUCAUUGAAGAAGUGUUUUAAUUGGGAGAGGAGAAAAUUACUUAAUAAUUCGACUUGAAUAAUGAUUAAAUUUUCAACUUGUUACUACUUAAAUGUAAACUUUUGUCAGAAAAUUACAUAUAUAAAUAAUGGUACAUGUAGAGUCAGUAGCCGCGGAAGCCGUGGGGACAUCUGGGGACAUUUACUUAAAUAUACUUUUGUCAGUGUAUUCUGUAAUAAACAAUGGUACAUACAUGUAGUCAGGUCAGUGGCCGCGGAAGGUGUGGGGACAUUUUCCUUGUAAUAUGGGGGAGGGACGGGUUUAUAUAAGAUGAGGAGAUGAUGCGGACAUCGAAUAACCGUGGGGACAUUGCCCACACCCUUCCGCGGCCACUGCAUAUAUGUAGUUCAAAGACAUACGUACCUACAAUCUGCAUUAUACAAAAGAUGAAAAUAAAAAGACAUACUGAAACUGUUCCAUGCAAA